This is a messenger RNA of Ficedula albicollis (Collared flycatcher), 1852 nucleotides long. RefSeq names its product protein phosphatase, Mg2+/Mn2+ dependent 1D (gene PPM1D). Gene Ontology annotation, cellular component: cytosol; nucleus. Gene Ontology annotation, molecular function: protein serine/threonine phosphatase activity; cation binding; mitogen-activated protein kinase binding. NCBI's taxonomy places the organism in Eukaryota, Metazoa, Chordata, Aves, Passeriformes, Muscicapidae. The record is from RefSeq and is a predicted model, not a curated record. Gene Ontology annotation, biological process: protein dephosphorylation. The transcript is spliced from 8 exons. The coding region runs from base 1 to 1839 and encodes 612 amino acids.
AUGGGGUGGGGUUUUAUGGAGGGUCUGGAGCAGCUCCCUGAUGAGGGGAGAGUGCGGCAGCUGGGCCUGGUUAGUCUGGAGAAGAGCGAGAGAGGAUCUCGUUACCGCACAAUAAACCUCUCACAGGUGACAGAGGAUGGUGCCAGACUCUCCCCGGUGAUGCCCGGCGACAGGACGAGGAGCAAUGGCUGUGAACUGAAACACGAGAAGUUCCACCCCAACACGAAGAAGAGUUUUUCUUCUGCAUCCUACUUGCGGUUCCGAGGUCUGAGUGAAUUGGGGGGACCCUGGGGGCGCUCAUCGCUCUCUACACCUUCCUGGGGGUCCGUCGCUUUCUUCGCCGUGUGCGACGGGCACGGCGGGCGGGAGGCGGCCCAGUUCGCCCGGGAGAACCUGUGGGGCUUCAUCAAGAAGCAGAAGGGUUUCUGCUCGGCGGAGCCGGCCGAGGUGUGCGCGGCCCUGCGCAAGGGUUUCAUCGCCUGCCACCGCGCCAUGUGGAAAAAGCUGCCAGAGUGGCCCAAGACCAUGACAGGCCUGCCCAGCACCUCGGGGACCACGGCCAGCGUGGUGAUCAUCCGCGGCUCCAGGAUGUACGUGGCACACGUGGGCGACUCGGGCGUGGUGCUGGGGGUCCAGGAUGACCCCAAGGAUGACUUUGUCAGAGCUGUGGAGGUGACACAGGACCACAAGCCAGAGCUUCCCAAAGAAAGGGAGAGAAUUGAAGGCCUUGGGGGCAGUGUGAUCAAUAAGUCUGGUGUGAACCGUGUGGUGUGGAAGAGGCCCCGGCUGAGCCACAACGGCCCCGUGCGCCGCAGCACCGUCAUCGACCAGAUCCCCUUCCUGGCCGUGGCCAGAGCCCUUGGUGAUCUCUGGAGCUAUGACUUCUACAGUGGGGAGUUUGUGGUGUCCCCUGAGCCCGACACCAGCGUGCACACCAUCGAUCCCCAGAAGCACAAGUACAUCAUCCUUGGCAGUGACGGGCUCUGGAACAUGAUCCCGCCUCAGGAUGCCAUCUCCAUGUGCCAGGAUCACGAGGAGAAGAAGUAUUUCAUGGGCGAGGCGCGGCAGUCCUGUGCCCGGAUGCUGGUGGGCCGGGCCCUGGGCCGCUGGAGGCAGCGGAUGCUGCGGGCGGACAACACGAGCGCCAUCGUCAUCUGCAUCGCGCCGCUGCGCGAGCGCGGCCGCUGGGACGGGGACGAGGAGCUGGUGCUCAACCUGGCCGAGGGGCCGAGCUACAGCAGCCCCGACAGCAGCAGCCUCAGCCCCUCCCGCUGCUGCACGCCCCCCCUCAAGCUUGUAGAAGAUGACCCCUGGCCACGACUGAACUCUGCUGAGCCCAUUCCUCCCCUCCUGCACAGCAACAUGCUCUCAGAAAAAUACCUGGAGCUGCCAAAUGAGAUUGCCAAAAGCAAUUUACCUUCCUCAGGAGGAACCCCGAAGGAUUCGGCCCCGCAGGAGGAGAAGUGCAGCAAAGCCCUGGCUUUGAGGCUGCAGGAAUCCUACAGCAAUGGUUUGUCAGUCAGCCUCUCCCCUUCCAACUCUGCCAACUCAGGCACGGACCAAAAAGGCUUCAAGGUGUCCCCUAACGGCCCAAGCAAGGCGCAGGAGGCGGAGAGGACGCCCCCGGCCAGCUUUAAGCGGACAUUGGAGGAAUCCAACUCGGGCCCGGCGGUGAAGAAGCCGCGGCGGGGGCUGGGCCGGGCUCCGGGCGAGGGCGCGGCCGCCACCCCGCAGCGCAGGAGCCCGUCCAAGCUGGCCAUGCGGCGCAGCCUCCGCGGGCAGAAGAAGCUCAGCAGCUCGCUCUUCCACCCGCCCAGGAAAGCCGUGUGCGUCUGCUGAGCCUCCUCCUCCU